Messenger RNA from Cyprinus carpio (common carp), 4553 nucleotides. Its product is annotated as phosphatidylinositol 5-phosphate 4-kinase type-2 alpha-like. Gene Ontology annotation, biological process: phosphatidylinositol metabolic process. Lineage: Eukaryota; Metazoa; Chordata; Actinopteri; Cypriniformes; Cyprinidae. Gene Ontology annotation, molecular function: phosphatidylinositol kinase activity. The record is from RefSeq and is a predicted model, not a curated record.
GUCAACGUGCUGAGCUGAUCUAAAGCGGAGCUGUCAGAGAGGCAGAGAGCCCGAUCCAGCUGCUGCAUUCAGACGCGGUGGAUGGGCUCAGAUGCCCGGUCUUCGUCGGGGCUUGACUUCAGUCGGACAGUAGUCGUUUUCUUUUAGUAUUUAGGCGUUUUUUGAUUAGUUACGUUCGCACGGAGAGAUUCGUAAGUGGUCGUUCCAUAAUAACGUUUGUUAACGGGUUUCCGCCAUGAUUUAAAUGAGGCGACACACCUUUUUUAUAUCGGCGUGGUGUAAAAUAGGCUAUCUGCGUUCUGAAUCUGUGCAUCAGUUUACUUUUUAAUUACAUUUCACGUUUAGUCUCACCAUGGACGCGGAUAUCAUUCAUUUGAGCUUUUUGGAUUCUCUGCCGGGCGAGCUUAAGAUUUAACGUUAGUUUGCAAAGCUGUGCGUGUGUGAAUGAGCUGUAGCUCACACAUCCAGCCAACUGUAACCUUCAAGCUAACGUCAAUGACGGCUAGCAGUUAGCUGGCGGGAUUUUCUGAGAGUUUUUCACCGUUCGUCAGCUGUGCGUUUGCAGAGGGAUGCAGAUGCAUGAACGCGAUGCAUUAAAUAACGAAAGGGACAAACUGCAUGUCGAGAUCCGGCGGAGCGCUGCUGAUUCUGAACAGCUCGUGACAAGACAUCGCUAUAGUGCCACGCGCGGAGAGGGAUUACACUCGUCCGAGCCUGCUCGCUAAACAUGGCCUCUGCAGCCAGCAACCUCGCUGCAUCCAUCGCCAGCAAAACCAAAACCAAGAAGAAGCAUUUCGUGUCUCAGAAGGUGAAGCUGUUUCGGGCCAGCGACCCGCUGCUCAGCGUCUUGAUGUGGGGAGUGAACCACUCGAUAAAUGAACUCAGUCACAUCCAGAUUCCUGUUAUGCUGAUGCCUGAUGACUUCAAAGCCAACUCAAAGAUCAAGGUGGACAACCACCUCUUCAACAAAGAGAACAUGCCAAGCCAUUUCAAGUUUAAGGAGUACUGUCCCCUAGUCUUCCGCAAUCUGAGGGAGCGAUUCUCUAUUGAUGAUCAGGAAUAUCAGAACUCUCUGACACGCAGGGCCCCAAUUCCCAGUGACGCUCAGGGCCGUAGUGGAGCUCGUUUCCACACUUCAUACAACAAGAGGUACGUCAUCAAGAUCAUCACCAGCGAGGACGUGGCCGAGAUGCACAACAUUCUGAAGAAGUACCACCAGUAUAUAGUUGAGUGCCAUGGAAACACGCUGCUCCCUCAGUUUCUGGGCAUGUAUCGCCUCACAGUGGAUGGAGAUGAGACCUACAUGAUCGUUACUCGUAAUGUCUUCAGUCACCGGCUGCCUGUUUACAAAAAAUAUGACCUGAAGGGAUCAACAGUGGCAAGAGAGGCUACCGACAGAGAAAAGCCACGUCCACCUGAGGAGGCUCCGUCCAAAUCACGCAUGAGCCAAAAGCUACAAACCAUCCGGAUUGCCACACGCUUUUACUGCGCCAUAAGACACACCAAGGAGCUUCCAACUUACAAAGACAAUGACUUCAUCAAUGACGGCCAGAAAAUCAUCAUAGAUGAGGAGAACAAGAAAAUGUUCCUGGAAAAACUGAAGAAUGACGUAGAGUUCCUGGCCCAGCUGAAGCUGAUGGACUACAGUCUGCUGGUGGGGAUCCAUGAUGUGGAGCGAGGGGAGCAGGAACAGCCCGAGGAGGAGAGUGAAGACAAUGACGCUGGGGAGGAGGAGGGGACGGAGAGUGAUGGAGGGGCCACUGGCUCCCCACCAGACAGCCCCAGUAACACACUAGACAGCAACAGACCCCUGGGCCCGGGAGAGUUUGACCCCGUCAUUGAUGUAUAUGCCAUCAAAAGCCAUGAAAAUGCUCCUAAAAAAGAAAUCUACUUCAUGGCAGUGAUCGACAUUCUUACUCCAUAUGAUGCCAAGAAGAAAGCAGCCCACGCAGCUAAGACAGUCAAACAUGGGGCAGGGGCAGAGAUCUCAACGGUCAACCCCGAGCAAUAUUCAAAGCGUUUUUAUGAUUUCAUCACCACUAUUCUGUCCUAACUGCUGCCUGAGGCUGGAAUGAGGCGGAGUAACAGGUGGUCACAUAUGAUCUCAUAUCCUGGGAGAGGUUUUGCUGUGUGUAACGGAUCCAGUGUCUCUCUCCCACUUGUCACAAGAUCACGUCUGAGAUCUGUCAAGAUCUUUUUUUUUUUUUUUUUUUACAAUGUCUUUUUCUUCUCUGUUGGUUUUUUUGGUAGGUUUAUGGCUCCAUGUGGUUGUUAAGGCAUACAUGAUGUGAUAUAGUCAUGCAUAUAUAGCGUUCUGUAUACUUUUGUGUUAGAUAUUGUUGACUGAGAAACCGCGUGUUAUUGUUUGUGCCCAGCUACGUGGUAUGAUUAUCAUACUGGAAUUCUUAAAGCUGCUUAUAUAUUUAUUGUCUUUAUGUUCUUUGCUGAGAUAAAUUCAUUGCUCUCAAAGGAAUAGUUCACCUAAAAAUGUAAAUUAGCUGAAAAUGUACUCACCCUCAGACCAUACAAGAUGGAACUGAGUAAGUCUCUUCAUAUGAACCGAUUUGGAGAAAUGUAGCAUUACAUCACUUGCUCACGAAUGAAUCCUCUGCAGUGAAUGGGUGCCGUCAGAAUGAGAGUUCAAACAGCUGAUAAAAAACAUCACAAACUUGUCUUGUAUAGCAAAAGAUGCAUGUUUGUAAUAAAUUCAUCAAGGCAUUUUCAACUUCAGUUAACUGGAGUCUUGUGGAUUGUUGUGAUGUUUUUAUCAGCUGUUUGGACUCUCAUUCUGACGGCACCCGUUCACUGCAGAAGAUCCAUCGGUGAGCAAUUUCUCCAAAUCUGUUUUGAUAAAGAAACAAACUCAUCUACAUCUCGGAUGGUCUGAGACACAAGUACAUUUUCAUCAAGUUUAAAUUUGUCAUUUUUAAGUGAACUAUUCCUUUAAUUUAAAAAAAAAGUCCAGUUUUAAAUAAUGAAAAUAUAUUUCAAUUUAUUAAAUAAAUUUAGCCCUGAACAAAUAUGACCAGAGUUAAAAAUAAAUUGGAACAUAAUUGUUUGAAAGUGUUUAAUGCACUAUCGCUCUUUAGCUGCAGGCAGUACCUUUAAAUUAAAUCUGUUUACAAAGUGUAUGUAACAGUGCAAAAGAAUGCACCUUCAGGACCAGUUACUGCAUUUAUAGUUCAAAUCCAAUCAGCAAAUUGGAUUUAGAUGUUCUGCCUGUUGUGCAUUGUAAAGUCUUGCACAGGAGCUCAAUAUUUGCAAUUGGCUCUGAUAAUCAUGUUUAGUAUAACUCGACUGUUUUUGCACAUGAUCGAAUGCACCAAAACAUUUAUGCAAAUGAUUCCAGUUUUACCACUGACUCGCGGAGGGUCAUGCAAUAGUAGUGAUUCGUAGAAUGUUAAAGCACCUAAUGGGUUACAUGUGCGUUGCCACUUUUGUAUCCCUAGUGAAAGAACAAAACAUUGCCUGUUUUAUGUUGUUGUAUGAAAAUGAAGCAUAUUUUGUACCUACCUUUUUUUUUUUUUUUUUUUACAGUAAUAAUUCGCAGGUUUACAGUUGGCCGUUCUCUUGAAAAUGCAGUUGUGCUGGCGCUAUAUUGAUGCUUGAAUCUGUGUAUAGUGUUUCAGCUGCACUGUAAAGAGCGAGAGAAUGCUGCCUCUUACUAUUCUUAUCUCUCUCUCUCUCAUCAUUGUCAAAUCUUUGUGUGAUCCCAGAGACCUUUAGUAUUAUAAACUAACUAGAUAUUGUGAUAUGUCUUCUUCUGAAAUAUCGUUUGCAAAGUAAUCCUAAAUAUUCUACUGUAUGUGUUGACAUAUAUACACUGUGCGAGGGUGUGCCUUUUUUACUCUGAAUUAUUUAAUUUUGUAUUUGAAUCAUUUUUUUUAAAAGAGACGCUUGAAAAAUGUUAUUUUCUAAAAAGGGAAAGGAGAACAGGACGAAUCCUAAGGUGGUUUUGCUGUUCCUCUGUAGAUGUGUAAAUAUGCGAGUGUAUUAUGUGUUUGCAAUAUUAUGACAAUGUUGCAGUCCUAACAUUACAAAAACUUAGAGAGUUCCCCUAAUUUACUAAUUUGAUUCCUAUAUUGUCAUUAUAAUUGAAGUUAUGUUUUGUUACAAUUACUAAUUAGAUAAUAAGCAAUGUCAGGUCUUGUUUUGGGUACAGUUUCCAGUGGAAGAGUUCGAUGUCUGUACAGCAGAAAAAGCCACUUCUAUGAGCUUUUGGGGAAAAAUGACUUCACUUUGUCUCAAAUUGUAUAGAGUUAUGAUCUCUUUUGUGUUGUAAUUUGGAAAAACAUGCGUCCAUGUUGAUGGUACAGUGUGAGUUUGAUACUUUCAUGUUUGAGGAAGAGAAAAAAGCUUUGAAGGAAUUGUGAGCUCUUUUAAAUAUGCGGUCAAAGGAAGAUAUUAUCACUUGUCAGUCUACUUGUCAUAACCGUUAUCUACGUCAUGCAAGUGUCCAGCUCUUGUGUGUGUGUGUGCUGUAGGCCCAAAAUAUGUAAAAGCACUCUGUCCCAUAAGCAUUGCUCAAUAAAACGAUGCAUUGCUCAGCUUGA